AUAAACUAGUUUAGUAGUCAGCUGCUCAGGAGUAGCGGUUGGUGCCAGGACAGUCGGCUGCGCUCUGCUCCGGCUCCGUCACUGCCAUUCCCCUUUCAGUCACUAGGGAGAGACUCUGAACUAGGAACGCCGCUCUUAUCACACUCAAAGGGUCCCACGGCAGGCUGGUAGGAUCAGAGUCUACACCGAACCGCCAUCCGCACACCGGCCUGCGGGACGCGUCGCACUCUCCGCCCGGGAUGGAGAAAGGCGCCUCAGAACCGGACCCAUCCCGCCAGCGGAACGGGCUAGUGGGCGCGCUGUACGGGGAGUUCACCGACACGCUCAACGACAGGGUCCGGUACUCGGUGAGCUUGACGGAGAGCGCCUUGACCAUCCAGAGGAUCUCCUCGUCACCCGGCCGGACUAAGGUGGUUUUUAACUUGACCGACUGUAUCGGCUGCCGGGCGUACAGAGGGCCGGACAGCGCGGACGUCGGAGCCUACUUCACAGCCUAUUUCUACCCGUUCAAGAGGCGCUGGAUGAGCGCCGGGGUGGCCCGGCAGAGAGUGGAGCAGUGCUUUCGGGUCGCGCUGGUCCAGGACCCGCUCGCCAACCUACAGGAGGCUGAGAAGUGGGCUCAUGCCAUCAGAGAUGCCUCAGUGCUGCAGGCGCCCCGGAGAGACGGUGUGGCAUAUACGGAGGUGCGUCGUCCUUGCCGUGUCAUGAUACUGGUGAACCCUCACAGUGGGCGUGGCCAGGCUCUGCAGCUCUUUACUGGCCACGUACAGGGCAUGCUCACUGAGGCCUCUGUUCCCUACACACUUGUCAUCACAGAGCACCAGAACCACGCGCGCGAGCUGGUGAGGAAGGCUGACCUGUCGCAGUGGGACGCCCUGGUUAUCAUGUCUGGUGAUGGGCUGCUGUUUGAGGUGAUAAAUGGUUUGAUGGAUCGAGAGGACUGGCAAGAGGCCAUACAGACCCCUCUGGGUAUUCUGCCAGGUGGCUCAGGCAACGCCCUGGCCGCCUCCGUCCACCACUACUCACAGUCACCUCCAGCAUGGAACGAGGAGCUACUCUUAAGCUGUGGCUUCAUCCUGUGUAAAGGUCUGGUUGGCUCCUUGGACCUCGUGUCGAUCCACCUGGCCUCUCAACAGCGUCUCUUCUCCUUUCUCUCCCUGGCCUGGGGCUUCGUGGCAGAUGUUGACAUCGAGAGCGAGAAGUACCGCCAUGUCGGAGCAAUCCGUUUCCUGAUGGGCACCCUGGUCCGUCUGGCCUCCCUCAGAGUCUAUCAGGGCAGGUUAGCAUAUUUGCCUGUUAUGGAGGCGCCAAAACUUCCGAAAGGGAGCAUCAAGGCUACCCACCCUCCCUCCACACCUCAGCACCCCUCGCUCUGCUCCUCCCUUCCUUGUCGGCUCAUCCCCAACUCCUCUCCGAAUCAGAACUCUCGACACAAUCACAACAGCACAAAUUCCAACCACAACACCAUCACCAACUCCUCCAACAACGCCAUCACCACCAAGAGACCUGAGACCCAGAGUGAUGGCAAGACCAUAGCACUGGUGGACUCUCUUCUUCCUGGCCUGGACCAACCAGUCCCAGAGAGCUGGACAGUAGUCAAGGAGGAGGACUUUGUCUUGGUCCUGGCUAUUUACCAGUCCCACCUCGCUGAGGACCUGUGGACGGUCCCUGGUGCAAUGGCAGAUGAUGGGCUGAUUCAUCUGUUCUACGUGACAGCAGGAAUCUCCCGUCCUGCCCUCCUGCGCCUUUUCCUCGCCAUGGAGAAGGGCGCCCACUUGGCGUGCGGCUGCCCCCACCUGGUGUAUGAGAAGGUGAAGGCCCUGCGGCUGGAACCCACCUCUCCGCAAGGUGUUAUCACUGUGGAUGGAGAGAUGGUGGAGUACGGGCCCGUUCAGGCUCAAAUCCACCCAGGACUGGCAAGACUUAUAUGUGGAUGAACCUGGAUUAUCUUAAUCUUUUUUCUGGUUGUAGAGCUUUCUAGUUUGGCCUUUUAUACUCAGUGUCGAUUCCUUUGUGUAUGCUGUGUUUUCAGAAGUGCCAAAGACAUUUUAUCAGCCUCUGGAAAUUUCCUCUAUUUUUCUACAGAAACAACUUGUCCCCUCAAUGUUUGAUUCAGGGUCAAAGCCAUGGAUGGUUGUUCUAGCUGCUGGCUGGUCCCAGCUUAGAGAAGGAGAGAGGGAUUAUGUGUGUGUGCAUGAGAGAGAGAUCUUUAUGUAUGUGUGUGUGCACUCGACUGUGUGUGUGUGAGAUUGUACAUGAGGGGCUUUGGCACAUAGCGGUGCGGUGCUGUGGGCCAAGGAGUGCAUUGUGCACGCUGCUGUCGGACCUCAUAAAUGUGACGCAGCAUGAAGAGAAGCACAUUCUCCCAUCCUGGGAUGCUCCAGGAGAAACCACGCCCCUUGUCCCACUGUACUACACCAGGCCGCCAAUCUCCCUCCAUGGGAAACCGCUCUGACAGCAUCACCUCCCCCUCCUCCCCCUGUGGCCUGGUAAAGAGGAGCUUUCUUACUGAGGAUGUAUAAAUCCUCCGCGGAUUUGAUGUUCACAAAUCUUUAAUCUUUACAUAGUUUAUAUAUAUUAAAAAAAAACAAUACCAGGUCUUGUCAUACCAAACGUUAGCACCCGGUAAACCUCCUCCUUUCUGUAUGUGCAAACUUCCUCCAGCUGCUAAUGCAUGAUGUGUUGGUGAGGCAGAGGGAAACCUGGCCAGCUGAGCUUACACCUCCACUGACGGCCGAUCCAUCUCAUGCCCUGUCCGUCCUCUUACCCCCC
Molecule: messenger RNA, 2772 nt
Organism: Lates calcarifer (barramundi perch)
Lineage: Eukaryota; Metazoa; Chordata; Actinopteri; Centropomidae
Product: sphingosine kinase 1
Exons: 5
Coding region: 240-1937 (565 amino acids)
Biological process (GO): negative regulation of apoptotic process; cellular response to growth factor stimulus; sphingosine biosynthetic process
Cellular component (GO): membrane; intracellular membrane-bounded organelle; cytoplasm
Source: RefSeq, a predicted model, not a curated record